UGGCUGUUAUCACAGCCGUUAUCAGAGACUAUUGUUUGGUAUUUACAAAUCCGACGUUCUGAACACAAUAUUUUGCUUUACAAUUGAGUUUCUUGCUUGACGGUUUUUGUUUACAAUCUCACAUACAUUGUUACCCUUUUUUUUUUGUGUCGUUGGACCCGGAGUAGCAUUUGCCGAGUGAAUAGCUGCUGUAACCGAAGACGCCGAACAUUACAUGAACUGAUAAAGAAAACAGACUGGGAUAUAAUUGUAAUGUUGUAAUGACUUCUUCCUUAUUUUGAAAUAGCUAUGUCUACAUCAGUAAAAUCAUCUUAUUUUGUCAGUGGUUGUUAGACUUUGAGCUUAUUCUCUGAGUAAUCUCCCAGCAUUCCCAAUGAAAAGUAUAGCUGAUGGUGAAUCAGAAAAUUUACGACAAUUAAAUACAACUUGGGGUAAUAGUAGAGGUGAACAACAAACUGAAUUGAGUUCAGAAGCACGGAACGCAGUACGAAGAACAUUAUUUGUUGAUACGCCUACUACUACUACAGUAGAAAGCAAUGAUAACGUUUUAACAGAAAGUAACAACGAACAAAAUAAUAAGUGGCUCUCAUAUGUAUUAGAAAGAUUGACUGACGAUCCUAAAAAUAUGCCUGGCAAUAGUCAAACACCUCCUGCCAAAGACGUAAAAGAUAAGGAGCCAGAAGUGCAAACAGCAAGUGAAGCCGAAUCCAGAAUUAAAGAUGUCUGGGCUCAUAAUUUGGAAGAAGAAUUUUCAGCGAUUCGAAAGUUGUUACCAAAAUAUUGUUAUGUGGCCAUGGAUACAGAAUUUCCAGGAGUUGUAGCUCGGCCAAUUGGUGAUUUUAAGACAACCGCAGAUUAUCUGUAUCAGCUGUUACGUUGCAACGUUGAUCUAUUAAGGAUCAUUCAAUUGGGACUUUCAUUUUUUGAUGAAGAUGGCAAAACCCCUACUGGUCCGUACACAACAUGGCAAUUCAACUUCCAGUUUAAUUUGUCAGAGGAUAUGUAUGCUCAGGAUAGCAUAGAACUAUUGACAAAUUCUAGAAUACAAUUCAAGAAGCACGAAGAGAACGGAAUCGAACCAUUGUAUUUUGCUGAAUGUAUGAUCACAUCAGGAUUAGUGUUAAUGGAUAAUAUCAAAUGGAUGACAUUCCAUAGUAGUUUUGAUUUUGGCUACCUUGUCAAAGUUUUAACGGAUGAAAGAUUGCCACCAGAGGAAAAUGAUUUUUUUGACAUGUAUUCUCUAUAUUUUCCUUGUGUGUACGACAUCAAAUAUUUAAUGAAGAGCUGCAAGAACUUGAAGGGUGGUCUACAAGAGGUAGCUGACCAAUUGGAGCUUAGGCGAAUUGGACCACAACAUCAAGCUGGUAGUGAUUCUUUACUAACGGGCAUGGCUUUUUUUAAAAUAAGAGACAUGUAUUUUGAAGGUAUGAUUGACAAUAAGAAGUAUUGUGGUCAUUUGUAUGGCUUGGGUAUUACUACUUUGAAUAAUGGCCAAAUCCGUUAUGACAAUAAUGAAGGGGCAUCAAAUUGAUAAUACCAAAAAUAUAUUCUUAUUUUUCUAAAAUUGUAAUGACCAUAAUUUUUUAUUGUUAGCUAAUGAAUGGCAUACUACACUAUACAUUUUCAUUUUAAAGAUAUAUAUACAUUUUUUUUUUAAAUA
Messenger RNA from Sipha flava (yellow sugarcane aphid), 1660 nucleotides. RefSeq names its product CCR4-NOT transcription complex subunit 7-like. The record is from RefSeq and is a predicted model, not a curated record. NCBI's taxonomy places the organism in Eukaryota, Metazoa, Arthropoda, Insecta, Hemiptera, Aphididae. Gene Ontology annotation, molecular function: poly(A)-specific ribonuclease activity; nucleic acid binding. The coding region runs from base 374 to 1531 and encodes 385 amino acids. Gene Ontology annotation, cellular component: P-body; CCR4-NOT core complex; CCR4-NOT complex. The transcript has 4 exons.